Olea europaea var. sylvestris is the source of this 1439-nucleotide messenger RNA. RefSeq lists its product as uncharacterized. The coding region runs from base 690 to 1439 and encodes 249 amino acids. Lineage: Eukaryota; Viridiplantae; Streptophyta; Magnoliopsida; Lamiales; Oleaceae. The transcript is spliced from 2 exons. The record is from RefSeq and is a predicted model, not a curated record.
UCGACACUUAGUGAGUAUCACAGUUGCGUUUCUUUAUAUUUCUCUUCGGUUCGGAUCGUGACUAACAUUUGCAUUUCUUUUGAAGGUACUCUUCCUCGGUGUGAACUGUCUUCUGAGGACUUCGACACCAUUUGCAUCAUCUAUCAGCUGCCUCAGAAGAAGAGGUCAUACCACCGGCUGAUCAGAAAAAAUCUACACUUCGUUACACACGAUCUGAUGGCAUCUCAAGAUAACUUCAACAAGAAGAUGCCUGUGCGCCCCGACUUUAAAACCAUCCAAAGGAUGAUGGCAAAGGCGCGGGCGCUGAAGACCUCCUCCUCCACCUACAAGAAGCAAAUGGAGGACCUGGUGGAUGCCAGUAAAAGGCUCCAGCCUUCGACGGAGGAGGAGGUGCCAGAGGACCCCGCGGCGGAUCCCCUUCCAAACGCCCAACUGUGGCGAGGCCACCCCCUAUUCUAAAGCAGACUACAAUUCCAACCGGGGUGGCCAUUCCGGAGAAAAGGCCUGCACCAGCAGAGGUUGCUACUGCUUCGACCACUUCGUCACUUGCUGCGGUGCCUAUUGCCCAAGUGCUGGGGCAGCAGAGGAGAAAAAGGGUCCGUCCCUCUAAGGAGGUUGACUUCUUGGGCACCAAUCCGGAGGAGUCGGUUAAAGAAGUGUUGGAAGCUCUUCCUUCGGAAACGGUUGCGAUGGCGGUGGUCCACAACAAAUACUGGACUGAAGAGUGGAGGGACCACACCGCUUCCUGCACGGCCGGAGACUUGGUGGCGGCCAACAGUGCCUGCGUGGCCCGGGCUCUCAACACCAGCAUCCAACUGGAGGGCUUGGUGAAGGAUUUAAAUGCUAAGAGGGAGGACCUCGCCAAGCGCCUCGAGGAGGCGAUGCACUAUGGAGAUGCUGUGAGGGAGGCCCGGGCCAAGGCCACUGAGGAGGAGAAGGGAAGGAAAGAGGUCGAGGCCCAGCUAUCCGCCGCCAAAGCUGAAGUGGAGCGACGGAAGAAGGAGCUAUAUGAGGUGGAGUGCCAUGUGGCUGCCAUGACUCGGCGAGGGGAUCACGCCAACGAGCACCAUCGGCUCGCCACGGAGGCUCUGAAGGCCUCAAACAUAGAAAAGGCGGAGUUGAGGCAAAAAGCGGAGGCUCAAUCUGAGGAGAUCGCCUCCUUGAAGGAGGAGUUGAAGUCGGCAGGGGAGGUGGCGGUUCAGAAUUUCAUUGACCACUUCGAAGAACACCCCCUGUACGACGACUUCGCCAACUUUUGGGCCUCCUGGAGUGCCCAAGGCUUGCUGGGUCGGCUGAAAGAGGUCCACCCCACUCUGAAAAUCUCCACUUUGGAGGCGGAGUUCGAGGGACCAACUGGAGGCCGGCCUGACAGGUUUGCUGAAGAAGUUCCGGAGGCGGUCGAGGAAGAAGCGGCACGAGAAGACCCUCCAGUAGAAUAG